Messenger RNA from Eublepharis macularius, 945 nucleotides. Its product is annotated as olfactory receptor 2D2-like. Lineage: Eukaryota; Metazoa; Chordata; Lepidosauria; Squamata; Eublepharidae. The record is from RefSeq and is a predicted model, not a curated record. Gene Ontology annotation, cellular component: membrane. Gene Ontology annotation, biological process: G protein-coupled receptor signaling pathway. The transcript has a single exon. Bases 1 to 945 code for a protein of 314 amino acids. Gene Ontology annotation, molecular function: olfactory receptor activity; G protein-coupled receptor activity.
AUGGGGGCUGAAAACAUGACCUCUGCCACAGAGUUCAUCUUGGAGGGAUUGUCCAACCACCGCAAGACACAGCUUCUGCUCUUUGUGGUCAUCCUUCUCACUUAUUUACUUACUAUAGUAGGGAAUGCAAUAGUCAUCAUGCUAGUUUGGUCUGACUCUCGCCUCCACACACCCAUGUACUUCUUCCUCAUGAACCUAUCAACCAUAGAGAUCUGCUAUGCCACCAGCACGGAGCCACAGAUGCUGGCUCACCUCCUGGCAGGAAAUGGAAUCAUAUCCUUCACUGGCUGUGCCCUCCAAGUGUUCGUUGUAUUGAUUAUGGGUACUGCCGAAUGCUUUCUGCUGGGCGUCAUGGCCUAUGACCGGUACUUGGCCAUUUUCCAUCCCCUGAUGUAUGCCGUCGCCAUGAGCAAGGAUCGCCAAUGGCAGCUCGCCUCUGCUUGUUGGACAGUGGGCACCCUUUUUAGCAUGAUAUACGUAUACGUUACUUUUCGUCACUCUUACUGUGGCUCUAACCACAUCAACCACUUCAUAUGUGAGAUGCCAGUGGUGCUGAAACUGGCAUGUGAUGACACCCGCAUCACACAGGCCAUUGUUUUUGCGAUGGCAGCUGUGGUCCUUGUGAUUCCUGUUUUUGUUAUCCUGACUUCCUAUGGGCUCAUACUGUUUUCUGUGUUAAAGAUGCGGUCAACCUCCAGUCAGCGCAAAGCCUUCUCCACAUGCGCCUCCCACCUUGUGGUUGUCACCGUGUUCUAUGGCACUGUCAUUUCUAUGUACUUGAUUCCCCGGUCAAACCCACCCUCAAACCAUGAUAAACGAAUUGCUGUGUUUUAUACUGUGGUCACCCCUCUUCUCAAUCCUGUCAUUUAUACCCUACGGAACAAGGACGUUCAUGGUGCAGUAGCCAAAGUGCUGCGAAAACAUCAUUUAGAACCAAAAAUUUGA